Molecule: messenger RNA, 7588 nt
Organism: Culex pipiens pallens (northern house mosquito)
Lineage: Eukaryota; Metazoa; Arthropoda; Insecta; Diptera; Culicidae
Gene: X11L
Product: amyloid-beta A4 precursor protein-binding family A member 2
Exons: 12
Coding region: 681-4397 (1238 amino acids)
Biological process (GO): chemical synaptic transmission
Cellular component (GO): dendritic spine; plasma membrane; cytoplasm
Molecular function (GO): protein binding
Source: RefSeq, a predicted model, not a curated record
GCGCUACGCUACGGCACCAGGCCAGGCCAGUACAGAUUCCGUCAGGCUGUCGGUCGGACUGUCAGUCAGCGUGUGAGUGUGUGUGCGAGAGAAAGAGAGCAAACGUGCAAAACACUACGCCAAAGGGGUGAAGGAAGGAAGGAAACGAAACGUUACAAAAAAAAAGUUUGUGUGCUUUUGAUAAGAGGAGGACGGUCUUUGGUCUAAAGGGCUCGCGUUGGCAACUUUCGAUCUGUCGUGUGGUACGGAAUCGGGACCAGGAACACAACGGAUAUCUGCAGGGUCUUUCGAUGGGUAUCGACAGGACGGGAUGUUGAGUCUUUGAGGGUCGAGAAGACAGCUUUUCGGGCUACGCGGGAUUACUGCUACAGUCGGAAGAAUAAUUAGAAACUGGAAUAAUAUCAAAAAGUUCUGAGCAAGAUUUAUGGAAAGAUACCAGGAGGGUAAAGGUCUAUAACAAAGGAUAAUUAAAAAUAAUUUAAAGACUCACCAAUGUUCGAAAUCGAAGCAAUAUGAUUUCCCUACCGGAACAGCAGCGCCACCACAGCAUCUGUAGCAACAGCAUUAUCCACAACGCUUUGUUAAUCUUCAGCAAUUGAGCAAGACUGAUUUACGUUUAAUACAAAACAUCAAGCAGAAAACGAACCUUACUAGAAAAUAUCAACUAUUCCGCUGCAACUAUGUCCUACUCGAACGGAACGGCCGGCCAGCUCAACACGGGACCAGCGCCACCGCCCAGCACUCCCCGCCAGCCGCAGCCAGGCCGACCGCAGAGCUAUGCCGCCACCAGCGCCCUCUACACCAGCAAGGACUCGGCGGACCGGUUGCUGUGGGAGAUGCGCGCUGCCAACCGGACGCCCAACACCACCCCGGUCAGCACGGUUCUGAACUCGCCCGAUCUGACCGAUCUGGACACGAAAAUGCGCUACCAGCACAGCACGCUGAUGCAGCAUCACCAGAUAAAGGUGGGCCGCAGCCCGGUCGGCAGCGGCGGCAACAACGACAGCAACGGCUCGACCAAUCCGUCGAGUCCGACGGCGAUCCGGGGUUCCGGGGGAGGAGGAGGAGCAGGUCACCGACCGGAAGCCGGCUUUUCCUCCUUUUCGCUGCUGUCCGACGGCGAAAUGGUUGUCUUUGACGAUAUUGAUGUGAUGGGUGGUGGCGGCGGCGGAAGCUGGCGGAUGGCCGCAACGGAGCGGGACAUUCUGGGCAGUUCACCGGUGCCUUCGGAGAAUGAAAACAGCUGUGCUUCCAGCGGCGGGGGAGGGGACGAGCGGAACUACUACGACGUAGAUAGCAGUAAAAUUCAGCGGAUUAUCGGGGGGCUGACGAUCGCCGAGUACGAGGGAUCGCCGAGGAGGUUCGGGAACAUUGAUCGGGAUGAGGUGGAGCCCGGGGGAGCCACCGGAGGUGGUAGCGGGAAGAUCGGUGGAAUGCCAAGGCCUGGCUUCCCGAAGCGCGUCAUAUCCCCGUGCAUGUCCGACGCCAAGGGCGUCGACUCGCAGCAGUCCUCGGAGCUGAUCGACCUGAACGACGACGGUAGCGAACCCGGCCGGGGACUGCUCCUCUCCAACCGCAUCAGUGACAGUAAGUUCAACCUGGCGACGUACGUCGACUACUUCGGAUCCGUCGUUGGCAGCGAACUAGCGCCGACGGACGACCUGGACCCGAAUAACCAAACCCCAACCAAUGUUCUACUAACCGGUGACGAAGGUAACGACGGUGGAGGCGGUGACGGUAGGCGACCAGACGACGAUGACUACUUUUUCUCGUACUCUACGAACCGUAACGCGCAAAACAACUCGUACGUAGGGCACCGUCUCGCAACGCGUCGCGGCAGCCUAGAACAAUCCGAAUCCGACGAAAGACAGCAGGAGGAAGACUCGGACGCAACCGUCGCCAACAACUACCCGUACUACCAAAAGUACAGCAACCAGCACUAUCAUUACACCGGAAGUGUAGCGCCACAACCGGAAACGCACAACCAGCAGCAGCAACAACGCUACUAUCAUUCCCAUCACGCUCACUAUCACGGUUACGGUUCUAACACGGGUGGCGGGGACUCGCAGGACAUUGAGCUGUACAUAGAUUCCGGCAGUCGCAGCGAGUCGGAGCUGGAACAGCAGGAGCAGCAGCAAUAUCAACAGCACAUGCAUCAACAGAUGCAGCAGCAGCACCAGCAUUCCCAGAUAGAUAGUAAAUUGAGGAAUUUUACCCUUUCGCCGGAAACGACCGACUACGACUCGAAUUGUGGCGAUCUGGACUCGGAAGUGUCGCUGCGGUACAUCGGGAACGAAUAUGGCCUCUCCGCCGACCUGAACGGCCUGUCCGGCCACGGCCAGAGCGACAACGUGACCGACUAUGGUCGCCUGUACAGCAGCAUGCCAAUCCUGGAGGACGGUCUGUCCAGCGGGCACGCUUCCGACACCGAGAACAAUCUACCUCCGCCCGGGUCGGGGAUCUCGAUCGUCAUGGACCACCACCAACAACCGGCGCCGCAGCAGGUUCCGCCUCCCGGAUCGGUAGACGAAGAACCGGUGGAGCCGGAGUGCGACCAUCCGUACAUUUCUUCCAUUCAGAGGGCGGCGGAACAGCAGCAACAACAGCUGGAUUCCAGCGAUGAGGUGCAGGAAGCGAUCAAGGACAUCAAAGCCGCACUGCAAAAGACCAAAAUACUGCCUUCUACCGAGGGAACCUCGGUGCUCGACCUGGACGGACAGGAUGGGCCGAGUUCGACGUCACCCGUGUGGGUUCCGAGAUCGUACAGCAAGUCCCGGGAAAGCAUAGACUCGGACCAACCUGCAAAGUUGCUUAGUGCCGACGAGGAGGAAGCCGACACCGACCUGGAGACGGACCGUCUGCUGGGUCAGCAACGGCUGGACGAUCACGGGUUCGGCGACGACAAGAGCUGGACGGAACGGCCCAAGAUUCGCUCGGUCCGGUCGCCGUCGGUGAACCUGAUCAGCAAGAACCACACCGCGAUCCGGGCCGGCGUCGGGACGCAGCUGUCGGCGGAAUCGCCGGUCAACAACGUCGGCAUCACCAACGUGUACGGCAACGGUGGAAGCGUUCCGCUCGGAACCGGGGCGGAAGAGGACGCGGCGACCCAGCCACUGCCGCCCAGCGCCGAAAAGAGUCCGGCGGUCAAGAGUGAUCAGGACAAAAAAGGCAAGUGCAAAACGAAAGAGGGUCUCUUGGAUCCGGCAGUCCUGAUCGAGGGCGUUCUCUUCCGGGCCCGCUACCUCGGCUCGACCCAGCUCGUUUGCGAGGGCCAACCCACCAAGUCGACCCGCAUGAUGCAAGCCGAGGAGGCCGUUUCGAGGAUCAAGGCCCCGGAAGGUGAAUCCCAGCCCAGUACCGAAGUCGACCUGUUCAUUUCGACCGAGAAGAUCAUGGUGCUGAACACGGACCUGAAGGAGAUCAUGAUGGACCACGCGUUGCGGACGAUCUCGUACAUCGCGGACAUUGGCGACCUGGUGGUGCUGAUGGCGCGGAGACGGUUCGUGCCGCAGGACGCCGAUCCCGGCGAUCCGGCGUUGACCAGUUCGAACCCGCCACCGCCCACGCCUACGGCCGCAGACAACGGCGCAAGUCCGCCGAAAAGCAAGUCGUUGCCGCGGGGUAACCGAACGCCCAAGAUGAUCUGUCACGUGUUCGAGAGCGAGGAGGCCCAGUUCAUCGCGCAAUCGAUCGGGCAGGCCUUCCAGGUGGCGUACAUGGAAUUUCUGAAGGCGAACGGAAUUGAGGAUCACAGCUUUAUGAAGGAGAUGGACUACCAGGAGGUGCUCAACAGUCAGGAGAUCUUCGGCGACGAGCUGGAGAUCUUCGCCAAGAAGGAGCUGCAGAAGGAGGUUGUGGUGCCGAAGGCGAAGGGGGAAAUUCUCGGAGUUGUGAUCGUGGAGUCGGGCUGGGGAUCGAUGCUGCCGACGGUGGUGAUCGCGAAUCUGGCCUCGUCCGGGGCGGCCGCCCGCUGCGGCCAGCUCAACAUUGGCGAUCAGAUCAUCGCGAUCAACGGGCUGAGCUUGGUGGGUCUGCCGUUGUCGACGUGCCAGGGCUACAUCAAGAACGCCAAGAACCAGACGGCGGUCAAGUUUACGGUGGUGCCGUGUGCGCCGGUCGUGGAGGUUCGGAUCAAGCGGCCGAACACCAAGUACCAGCUGGGCUUCAGCGUGCAGAACGGAGUGAUCUGCAGCUUGCUGCGCGGAGGAAUCGCCGAACGGGGUGGAGUGCGCGUUGGCCACCGGAUCAUCGAAAUCAACAACCAAAGUGUAGUGGCGGUUCCGCACGAAAAGAUCGUCAAUCUGCUGGCGACGUCGGUGGGCGAGAUUCACAUGAAAACAAUGCCGACGUCGAUGUUCCGGUUGCUAACAGGCCAGGAGAACCCGAUCUACAUCUAAGGCCUGACGGGGAGUACCGCGAAUGUGAUACCGGAGCGGAGCGGAGGUCGGGGAAUCCGCGCGCGGAACUAGAACUUAAGUAAAAAAAAGGUAAAGCAAAGACGCUUUUUUGUUACAUUUUCUUGACACUUGAUCGACUUGCGGGAAAAUGAGAAACUGUUAGGUUGUUAACGAAAAACUUAGUUGAAUAUGUUGAACAAGACUCCAACUCCUCCCGGCAAGUGAUGAUUUCAUCAGAAAAGUAUCGAGUAAUGCUCAGCUUGAGAAGGCACGCACUUUUUGGACGUGUUUUGAAAAGGGGCUACGCCCACGACACUCACGAACUCUUCCCCCUUUCGGCACGCUCUUGCGACCAACUAUUGUCUACUAUUAACACGAAUCUAUAGUCCCUUUUUUCUGUACUGAAAUGCCUAAAAAAAAGUUUGUGGUAAAUCCUAGAUUUUUGUCCAAUUCGAAACAAUUUUCUCAAAAUUUAAUAGUUGAAAAACUCUUGAGACGUUUUCUGAACUUUGUCCAUUUUGGAGUUUUAAAAUUUUCAAAUCUUCAAAUUCUAAAAAAACUCAGAAAACUCUCAUUUGGCGAAAUGUGUAGGCUUUGGAGACAUUCAAAAGUAUGAACUAAUUUAAAUAUUGCAAUGGUCUUAUAGAAUGGAAUUUUGGAGACUUUGUGAACAUUGAAGACUGCCAUAAAUGCUUUGGGUUUUUUUUAUUUUUUAUGAUUUUUAUGAAUAUAGAGACUUUUAAUGACUGUGGAAACUUUUGCAGAGUCAACAGAUUUUUAUUCUUCACAUAUUUAUUGGUUCGUACUAUUAGACAUUUUGAAAACUUUCCACUUCUUUGACGUGUUUUAAAGAUAUUUAAUGAUUAUAAAUGCUUUUUUGCGUUUCUAGAAUGACUUUUGGAGACUUUAAAAACUUGGAGUGGAAAUUUGUAGACUUUUCCAAACUUAAGGAAUGGAAUUUUGGAGACUUUAUAAAAUUUAAAAACUUCUGAAACUGCAUUGUUAUAUUAAAUUUUUUAUAAUUACUACAAAUAUAAACACAUUCAAUGACUUUGGAGAUUUUUGCAGAGUUUACAGAUUUCUUAUCUUCGUGGUUGUUAAUCGAUAAUCUUAUCGCCAAUAUUGAAUAAUAACUCAUUUUUUAAAUGUUUCACUAACACUAACACACUACCUGUUUUUUGAAAAUCUAGUAAGUUUCAAAGUAACAUAUGUUCUCAAAAUUGUUCAAAAAACCGUAUUUUAUCGAAAAUACUAAAAUUUUCAAAAUACGCGAUAAGGGUAUCAAACGAAGCGAAAUUUUGUAUGCUUUUUCACUUUACUAGAGUUUUUUUUUUGAAAAUACUAAAAUUUUCACAAAUUACCGUAUUUUUCGAAAAUACUCAUAUUUUCAAAAUGUACAAUAUGGGUAUCAAACGAAUUGAAAUUUUGUAUCGUUUUUCAAUUUAUUAGAGUUUUUUUUGGAAAAUACUAAAACUUUCACAAUUUACCGUAUUUUUCGAAAAUACUCAUAUUUUCAAAAUAUGCAAUAUGGGUAUCAAACAGAGCGAAAUUGUGUAUGCUUUUUUCGAAAUACUCAAAUUUUCAAAAUAUGGUUAUCAAACGAACUGGAAAGUUGUAUGUUUUUUUCAAUUUUUUUUUAAAUACUAAAAUUUUCACAAAUUACCAUAUUUCGCUUCGUUUGAUAGCCAUAUAAUUUGAAUAAUUGAGUACUUUCGAAAAAAAUAGGUAUUUUGUGAUUUUUUUUGUAUUUUCAAAAAAAAAACUCAAUGUGAAAAAGCAAACCAAAUAUCGAAAUUCGUUUGAUACCCAUAUUGCACAUUUUGAAAAUUUGAGUAUUUUAGAAAAAAUACGGUAAUUAGUGAAUAUUUUAGUUUUUUCCAAAAAAAAAUCUCUAAUAAGGUGAAAAAACUAUACAAAAUUCCGCUUUGUUUGAUUAGAAAGAUUUUAAAAAUGAGUUAUCGCUCAUUAUCGGCGAUAAGAUUAUCGCCGAUAGAAUUAUCGGCCGACGAUAACGAUAACCAUUAUCGUUAUCGUCAGACGAUAAUUUUAUCGAUUAACAACCUUGAUUUCUAGUAACUUUGAAGUCGCUUUGAAAGCUCUGCAGUCUUUGGAGACUUUUGAGGAGGUUUUUAAUGCCGUUUAAAACUCGCUCCAAAGAUCGAAGACUUUUCAGGGCAAUAAAUUUAGGAUUUAUCAUAGAUUCUCCUAUAACCUUAGACUAUAACUGAAUAAAGUUUUUUUCCCCAAAUUAAAAAAAAAACAGUGAAACUAACACACGAACACAUCAGUGCGAAGCAAAACAUGCAUUAUACACGUAUUACACACAAACACACAAGAUUUUUAGAAUAGGCUCGAACUGAUUGUUCCAAACUGAUAUAUCUCAAGCAGAAAUUAGAAAAAAAUACUAAAUAAAACGCGACUAAAAUAAGCAAAUAGUUAAACGAAACGAACCGUAACUUAAAGCAAACAAGCAAACAAAAAACAACCACAAAGCAGACGUGUAAAACGAGGGAGGUAUUUAUUCGUAGCAAUAUAUACGUAUACAAACAUACAUAUGAGCAGACAGAAGAAACCGAAUUAACUGAAAAAAAAUAAAUUCAACCAAAAAGAAACAGUUAAACUAAAAUGGCGACAGAGAAUAAUAAUUGAAAAAGGUCUAGUGCUGUGCGCGCUUUUUUUGCUCUAGUGCUUAACACAAUUCGGCAACAACCCGUCAGCAUUAACUUUCAUAAAACAGGACGAAUGGAAGGCAGACCGGAUAUUGGCCCAGUUAACUUUAUAUGACAACAACAAAACAAGCAAGCAAGUGAGACGCUCCAAAAACAGAAGUAAACAUAAAGAAAUCGAUGAGGUCUGAGGUAGCUCGUAACUUAGGAAUGUUUAAAAUAAAACUGCAUGUUAUACAGUGAAGAAACACACACACAAAAACACACAAGUACUAGUGAAUAAAAACAAAACAUUUAAAAAUAUUUAAUGUGAUAAUAAGCAAGUAAUCAUCCCAAAACAAUCAGCAGCAUCUUACACAAAAAACAGGUUGUUGAGCGACGAUACCCUAAACCUACAAUACUGUGAAAAGCUAGGAUUGACAAGUGGGAGCGGGACGAAACGAACAAUACGAGUGUUGUGUUAAACAAAAUGACGGAAUAGAAAUGGAGAAAAAAAAACAAAGCAUUUCAAAUGAGACAAAAUAA